This is a messenger RNA of Telopea speciosissima, 1633 nucleotides long. Its product is annotated as phospholipase A1-Igamma3, chloroplastic-like. The transcript has a single exon. Gene Ontology annotation, biological process: lipid metabolic process. The coding region runs from base 56 to 1576 and encodes 506 amino acids. The record is from RefSeq and is a predicted model, not a curated record. Lineage: Eukaryota; Viridiplantae; Streptophyta; Magnoliopsida; Proteales; Proteaceae. Gene Ontology annotation, molecular function: glycerophospholipase activity.
AUCUGUAUUGUAGGGCUUAAAAAUCUUUACUUGUCAAGGUAAGACAACAAUUCUUAUGGCUUCUUCUUUCUUGUUGUACUGUAAUCAUCCAAAAUAUAUGAAACCAAACGCUUUUCAAGGGUUUGUUGUGCCUACAAGGAAUCUCAGUAGAACCACAACACUUCUCAUUUCAAAGAAACCCAUCUCACCAAAACCAACAACUACAGUUCUUCCAAGAUGCAAAUCUGUUUCAAGCUUGACUUCAACUGCAGAAGAGAAUCUAGUCCUUGAGGAUCAAGAAACACCACCACUCAGAGAGGUUUGGAAGGAAAUCCAAGGUUGUAAUGACUGGGAAGGACUAUUAGACCCCAUGAAUCCUAUCCUUCGGAAAGAGAUUCUUCGAUGCGGUGAAUUCGCACAAGCCUGUUACGAUUCCUUCGACUUAGAUCCUCGUUCGAAGUAUUGCGGAACCUGCAAGUACCAAGGUGCCCAUUUCUUCGAAAAGCUCGAAAUGGCAGAUCGAGGCUACCAAUUGAGUAGAUAUCUCUACGCAACAUCAAACAUCAACCUUCCAAACUUCUUUCAGAAAUCAAAAAUGGCCAGUAUCUGGAGCCCACAUGCAAAUUUUAUGGGCUAUGUCGCAGUAUCAACCGAUGAAGAAGAAAUCAAACGGUUAGGAAGACGAGACAUCGUAAUAGCAUGGAGAGGCACAGUCACAUACCUUGAAUGGAUUGCAGAUCUCAAAGACAUUCUUCAUCCAGCAGGUUUCAGCGACGAUUCAUCCAUUAAAAUCGAGUCAGGCUUCUAUGAUCUCUACACCAAGAAAGAACAAGAUUGCAAGUACUGUUCUUACUCUGCUAGAGAACAAGUAUUAGCUGAAAUGAAGCGUUUGAUCGAAAGAUAUAAAAGAGAUGAGUUAAGCAUCACAAUCACAGGUCAUAGCCUUGGAGCAGCACUAGCCCUAUUAAGUGCUUACGAUAUUGCCGAAAUGAAAGUUAACAUUAGACACGACAGUGAAAACCAGAGUAAAAUUCCUAUCUCUGUUUUCUCAUUUGGGGGUCCUCGAGCGGGUAAUCUUAAAUUCAAGGAACGCUGUGAUGAGCUUGGAGUAAAAGUCCUGAGAGUGAUUAAUGUUCAUGAUAAGGUUCCUACAGUACCAGGGAUCUUCACAAACGAGAAGUUUCAACAUCAAAAAUACAUUGAAGAUGUGAUUGAUUUCCCAUGGAGUUAUGCACAUGUGGGUGUAGAGCUUGCAUUGGAUCAUAAAUAUUCUCCUUUUCUCAAACCCACUGGGGAUCUGGGUUGUGCACAUAAUCUGGAAGCUCAUCUACACCUUGUGGAUGGAUUUCAUGGCAAAGGACACCGGUUUUGCUUGGCAACUAAGAGAGAUAUCGCCCUUGUUAACAAGAGUUGUGAUUUCUUGAGAGAUGACUAUAAUGUGCCACCUUACUGGCGUCAGGAUGAGAAUAAGGGGAUGGUGAGGAGCGCCGACGGUCGGUGGAUCUUGCCGGAGAGACCAAGGAUGGAGGCCCACCCACCUGACACUGCACAUCAUCUUGAACAGGUGCUUAAGCUUGUGAAUUCACCCAUGGAGUAACUUUACUGUGAUUGAUAUUUUACCAACUUUGUAGGUUCAGUUUCCAGUUCUUUUAUU